UUUUCAUAUGUGGCUUGGAUUUUUAGGCCACUUCCGUUUGCCAAACAAGUUACUUCCGAGGCAACCAAAUGCGACAACUCAGCACCAUUGAUCGAGAAUAUGGACAGAAUAAAUGUGCCCCCUCCGGGCCCUGUGGACCUUCCUCUGUCCUUGCUGGAGAUGGGAUGCUCUGGCAGGUUUGAACUCAUCACACAUCCCUCCCCAGGAUUGCCUUUCCCACCGCAAAGCACGCUCCCAAACGGGCUUCCCCCCACCAGCCUGAGCUUGGAGGCCGAAGUAAAGAAGCAGUUUUUACAGGAUCCUGGCUGGCUUCCUUUACACGACACAGACUUUGCCUUUCAAAAGUUUCUCAAAGUGACACAAAGAAACGUGAAUGUCGAGUCCCUGCUCAACUGCACUUCAUCGCCACUAAAUUCAGGUCUCGCCGUCAACAGAGAUCCAACUACAGGGAUGCUGCUGGAUUUCACCGAGGUUUCAUUGGAGAACACUGGUCUUUCGUCAAAGAACUCGCUGUCAUUACAACGCAAACCUGGACCUCCUUCGGAGAGCCUUAGAGGAAGCAACACAAACUAUCCCUUCCUGCCUGGUGGUAUGGAGGAACUUACUCUCGACCAAAUCAAGAAUAAGUCAGAGCUGGAGCAGGAUAUCGACUUUGAGAAUGAUUUGCUCCAAGUUCCUCCUGGUUUUAAAGCUGGAAUGGACAUCGCCAACAGAGAAGCUCAAGUAUCAAAACCAGAGGUCAGCCUCAUGUCGCUUCUGUCGACUUCUGAUGAUGUCAUCGAUUUGGAGGCUGCGGCAGAAGCAAAGGAGGAAGGCCAAGGACAUAAGGAGGCCACCAAACUUCCAAGGACAAACAGCCUUGUAGACCUGGGCAUCAAAGAUGCCAUGUCUUCCUCCUCUCCCUUCAGUGAGGGAAAAAAGAGAAACUCACUCCAGAAUGAGAAACCAGAAGAAACCAAGAAAUGGGCCAUUCCCGUUGACAUAAGUUCACCUUGCGAGAAUUUUCACAAACGUAUUCCUCAUCCAGCUUUUAAGUGGCCGUUCGAGCUCGACGUAUUCCAGAAACAAGCCAUUUUACGACUGGAGGCCCACGACUCAGUGUUUGUCGCGGCGCACACGUCGGCUGGCAAAACCGUCGUGGCCGAAUACGCCAUUGCCCUCUCGCAGAAACACAUGACAAGGACUAUUUACACUUCCCCGAUCAAGGCUUUGUCCAAUCAGAAGUUUAGAGACUUCAAGACGACCUUUGGGGAUGUGGGUCUCCUCACAGGUGACGUCCAGCUCAGUCCUGAGUCUUCAUGUCUCAUCAUGACCACCGAAAUCCUCAGGUCAAUGCUUUACAACGGUUCAGAAGUCAUCAGAGACUUGGAGUGGGUCAUAUUUGAUGAGGUCCACUAUAUUAAUGAUGCAGAGAGAGGAGUGGUUUGGGAAGAGGUGCUGAUCAUGUUGCCUGAUCACGUAAGCAUCAUUCUCCUGAGCGCCACAGUGCCAAACGCUCUGGAAUUCAGCGAAUGGAUCGGACGUAUUAAGAAGAAGCACAUUUAUGUGAUCAGCACGCUGAAGAGGCCCGUGCCUUUGGAGCAUUAUUUGUACACUGGAAACAACACAAAGACUCAGAAAGAAAUGUUUCUACUGUUGGAUGCUACAGGAAACUUCCUUACCAAAGGCUACUACGCAGCUGUGGAUGCCAAGAAGGAGCGAACUAGCAAAUACGCCCAAUCUUAUGGCACGAAAAGUACAUCCCAGCACACCACAGCUAGUCAAGACCGCGCGGUGUGGCUCACCCUCUUGCACUUCCUGUCCCACCGGCAGCAGACGCCCGUGGUGGCGUUCACGUUCUCGCGCACACGCUGCGACGAGAACGCCCGUUCGCUGGACUCCAUGGACUUGACCACCUCCAUCGAGAAGGCCGAGAUUCACUCGUUCUUCCAAAAGAGCCUGAGUCGCCUCCGAGGGGGAGACAGACAGUUGCCUCAGAUCGUGCUCAUGAGGGACCUGUUGAAAAGAGGAGUAGCCGUCCAUCAUAGUGGAAUUCUCCCCAUCCUGAAGGAGGUGAUUGAAAUGCUCUUCUCAAGAGGUCUCGUAAAGGUGCUGUUCGCAACCGAGACAUUUGCGAUGGGAGUAAACAUGCCUGCCAGGACUGUCGUUUUCGACAGCAUCCGAAAACAUGACGGAACCGGCUUCAGGAAUCUGCUGCCUGGGGAAUACAUUCAAAUGGCGGGCAGAGCAGGGAGGAGAGGUCUUGAUGCCACAGGCACGGUCAUCAUUCUCUGCAAAGCCGGUGUUCACGAGAUGUCCGAGCUGCAUGUCAUGAUGCUGGGCAAGCCCACCACGCUUCACUCACAAUUCAGACUGACUUACACCAUGAUCCUCAACCUGCUGCGAGUCGAGGCUCUCCACGUGACGGACAUGAUGAGGAGAAGCUUCUCUGAAAGCCACCGAGACACUCAGGCGCAUGAAAAGAGAAUCACCCAACUAAAGAAGACGUUGUCCACUCUGCCACGUGCGGCCAGUGAGGGCCAGCUCUCUGAUUUGUUGCCGUACUACCACACAGUGACAGAGCUGCAAACCACGAGAGACAUCCUCCAGCGUGCUAUUCUGGAGUCGGUCAAUGGGCUGAAGGCUUUGUCUGCAGGCCGAGUUGUGGUGGUGAACAACAAGCAGCAUCUCAACGCCCUGGGAGUUAUCCUGCAGGUGUCCAGUGACUCUGUGAAUCGCACCUUCACAGCGCUCAUCAUGUGCGACAAAGGGAACGAGGAAGGAGAGGGAAACGGCGGUGACAGCCGAGCUCUUCCUCACCUCUACAACGCUGCGCUCUUUAUCCCCGAAGGUCCAUGCAGCCACACAGUGCAGAAGCUGAAGCUACAGGACAUCACCGGCAUCACAAUGAAGACCCUCAAAAUCAUCCCGGACAGGAUAAUCGACAACUAUCAUAAGAGACAACAGCCCCGAUUUAGGACCGAACCACCCGGUCAAGCCAUUUCCACGGCCACCCAAGAGCUCCUGCGGUUGGCCGAGGCCAACGCAGGCGGCAUCGCCACCCUCGACGCAGUCAACGACCUCCAGUUGAAGAGCGUGGACGUUGUCGAGGCCUCCAUGCGUCUCCGUGUGCUGCAGGACAGCCUCAGAGAAUUCAAUUGCAUCCACUCACCCACUUUCACGGAGCAGUUUGCUAAAGUUAAGGAGAGGAUGAGUGUACAAGAGGAGCUGGACAAACUGCUUUUCCUGGUUUCAGAUCAGUCGUUAUCUCUGCUGCCCGAGUACCAUCAGAGAAUCAAGGUGCUGCAGUCGCUCCAGUACGUGGACAGCGGCGGCGCCGUGCAGCUCAAAGGCCGCGUAGCCUGUCAGAUCAGCAGCCACGAGCUGCUGCUCACCGAGCUGCUCUUUGAGAACGCGCUGAGCCCGCUGGCGCCUGAGGAGAGCGCCGCCCUGCUGUCCUGUUUGGUCUUCACGCAGAACACCCAAGUGGAGCCGCACAUUACCAACACUUUACAGGAGGGUAUCGAUCGCGUGUUGUCGGUUGCUCAGCGCAUCGGAGAGUUACAAAGGGAUUGCGGCUUACCACAAACAGCGGAAGAAUUUGUGGGCCAGUUCAAGUUUGGCCUGACAGAGGUGGUUUAUUGCUGGGCCAGAGGCAUGCCGUUCGCAGAGAUCGCCCAGUUGACGGACGUACAGGAGGGCACGGUGGUGCGCUGCAUCCAGCGUCUGGACGAGGUUCUGAAAGAGUUGCGCCAGGCCGCCCGCAUCGUGGGAGACUCGGUGCUCGGGAGCAAGAUGGAGAAGGCCUCCCUCGCCAUCCGGAGGGACAUCGUCUUUACUGCCUCUCUCUACACCCACUGAGAGAUGGGUGAUGGAUGUGUGCUUAAAAAAAAAAUGUUUACAUCAAACCAUGAAGUUCAUGUCAGCUUAAGUCGAUACCACCGUACACAUUUUUAACGUCUUAACCAAUUUUUAAAAUGUGUGACAUCCCAAACAUGAGAAGUGAAAAAUAAUGCAAUCUCCUGUCAAUGGAUGAAAUGUACUCUAAAUGACCGGCAUGGCACCCCGCACACCGAGCGAUAUCUCCAUUGACAAUCGCCAAUCUCUUUCCCAAACCAGAUGUCUGUCAUCGCACCCAGAAUGACCUGUGAUAGUCAGCAUGGUGCCACAGGGCCGCCAGAAAUUACAACGAAAAUGAAAUAAUAGUACAAGAAAAGCUAUUUAAUGCCACCCCUAGUUGAAGUUUACUGUCAAACUAAACAUCAAACAAAGAGCAAUUAAUCACUGUGUACCAAUGGCAUAGCUUUGGCUUCAAAAACAAAAAAACAAACUUUGGGCCAGAUCACAUUCAUAUCUAUGGACAGCUUGAGUCUUUAAUUCAGCUAAAAUCUAUGUUUUGGGAAUGUUGGAGGAAACCACCAACCGCCACUGUGCUGCAAAUUUACAUUUAUUUUUGCCUUUGUACAUUUUCUCUGUGUAAAUGCUUGAACAGUAUUAAAACGUACUGUGUUGUUAA
Molecule: messenger RNA, 4495 nt
Organism: Hippocampus comes (tiger tail seahorse)
Lineage: Eukaryota; Metazoa; Chordata; Actinopteri; Syngnathiformes; Syngnathidae
Gene: skic2
Product: SKI2 subunit of superkiller complex
Exons: 29
Coding region: 100-3840 (1246 amino acids)
Biological process (GO): nuclear-transcribed mRNA catabolic process, 3'-5' exonucleolytic nonsense-mediated decay
Cellular component (GO): Ski complex
Molecular function (GO): ATP binding; RNA helicase activity; RNA binding
Source: RefSeq, a predicted model, not a curated record